AUGCCUCUUCUCGAGCCCUCGGGGGCCCUGCAGUCCACUGGGCAGAUAACGGAGUGUACGUACACCCCGUUCGCUGCUGCAAGUGACCCCGGGCUUCUCUCUUCUUCUUCUCACUCCCUCAACCCCCAGGGCGCUGCCGACUCGCUGCCCCUGCUGCAGCAGCAGCAGCAGCAGCAGCAGCCGCAGCAGCAGCCGCAGCAGCAGCAGCAGCAGCAGCAGCAGCAGAGCGCCGCAGCUGCAGCGAAAGCCCACCACUCUUCGUUGAGCUCAGGAAGCCAAAGGCCCUCUUAUUCUGCUUCCCGCCCCAGUUCAAUCGGCUAUGGCCCCUGCAGCAGCAGCAGCAGCAGCAGCUGCAGCAGCAGCAGCAGCAGCAGCAGCAGGGAGGAGAAUAACAACGAGGACGAUGGAGAGAACCCUGAGCCUUUGUCUGCGCGUUGGCUGCCUGCUUUGUCUCUGCUGCCUCCUCUCAUUCACCGCUACACAGGCACAUCUACGGAGUCUCUGUUGGUGGGGUUGUUGUGUUGUUUAAUUAAUAUUCUGCUUUAUAUCACCAGCGGGGUGCUGACGCGUGUGCUGCAGCAGCAGGAGCACCAAGUCUUCUCCUACGCCCCUCAGACUACGCAGCAGCCACAGCAGCAGCAGCAGCAGCAGCAGCAUCCUUUGCUGCUGCACCAACAGCAGCAGCAACAGCAGCAGCAGCAGCAACAGCAGCAGGAGCUGCUGCUGCAUCCUUGCCCCCCCGACUCUGCUGGUGGCUGCGGUGUACAUACACCUGAAAUGAGGAUCGAGCAUCUCCGUAUUCCUUAUCUGAUGGUCUGGCUCCCCCAGCACAGACAGAACACCCCGAGCAGCAACACACAGACCUCAUCAUACACCCCAACACACACACAGACACAGCAGCAGCAGCAGCAGCAGCAGAAGCAGCAGCAGCAACAGCAGAGACCAGCGAAUGGCCUCACAGAGAUGCUGCAGAACCAGCUGCAGCAGCAACAGAAGCAGCAGCAGCAGCAGCAGCAGAUGACGAAGCAGGGUUGCAAGCACCUUCUUUAG
This is a messenger RNA of Eimeria mitis, 1050 nucleotides long. RefSeq lists its product as uncharacterized. The transcript has 2 exons. Lineage: Eukaryota; Apicomplexa; Conoidasida; Eucoccidiorida; Eimeriidae. Bases 1 to 1050 code for a protein of 349 amino acids. The record is from RefSeq and is a predicted model, not a curated record.